Messenger RNA from Cynoglossus semilaevis (tongue sole), 2294 nucleotides. It is a transcript of the gene styxl1, whose product is annotated as serine/threonine/tyrosine interacting-like 1. Gene Ontology annotation, molecular function: protein phosphatase inhibitor activity; pseudophosphatase activity; protein phosphatase binding. The coding region runs from base 570 to 1664 and encodes 364 amino acids. The transcript is spliced from 4 exons. Gene Ontology annotation, biological process: positive regulation of intrinsic apoptotic signaling pathway; protein dephosphorylation; negative regulation of MAPK cascade. The record is from RefSeq and is a predicted model, not a curated record. Gene Ontology annotation, cellular component: mitochondrion; cytoplasm. NCBI's taxonomy places the organism in Eukaryota, Metazoa, Chordata, Actinopteri, Pleuronectiformes, Cynoglossidae.
UUCACGAUAUUUAUCAUUUAAUGUUAAAUGCGGUGUUGUUUUAUAUAUAUUUUAAAUAAUAAUGGUGUUCUUUCAUUUCGAAUACAAAUAACUGUGAUUAAGACCAACCUAAAAUAGUCCUGACAAAACUCGCACUGUAACCAAUGGGAGUUAAUCUUGGUGAAGUAGGACUUCUCUGUGGAAACCUGUCACAGCCAGCUACCAUGUGGUCCUUAAUAGAGCACUUGGCCCUUAGUGGGUUUCCAAGACCACCAGCUAAAUUGAGGAGCAACGUUAAAGCAGGACUAAACAAGAAGCAAGCAACUACAAAUAGUGUAUACCAUUUUGUUUAUUCACCCCCCUUUUUUUUUUUUACAUUUUCAAAGGCUUCAUUAUUGGUGUAUUUCUUGGUGUCGUAUGUUCUUCUAAUGAAGGGCUGGUGGAAACAGCUGAUGUUUCUGCCAAAUGACUUAAACAACAUGGGUGUAGUACUAUCCAGGUAAAGAGUUAUGCCGUUUUUCUCACUUUGCCUAUCCUUCCUUAUAUGAAUGGUUUAAUUUCUCUGUGUCUCUUUCUUUCUGUUUGUGUGUAUGCCUAUCAAUUUAUGUACCAGAGUAAAUAACAGAUGUCAAAUGACUUCCAGAAUGCCUGUCAACACAUUGAGCAGCAUCUCUGACAGAGAAGCCAACAGCACGGACAGCGAUCAUUCCUCUGUCAUACCGAAAGUGUGUGAGCCAGAGGGGCUGUUAGUUCCUGCACUUCCAGAAACAGCCUCUGUGGAGCGAGGCUAUAUCACUCCACAUCAGAUUUACAAUCUGCUUAAUGCAGAAGAUGGCCAGCCUGCUAUAUUUGAUCCGUACUAUAUGCUUAUCCUGGACUGUCGCAAGGCUGAGAGGUACAAGGACAGCCAUGUGGUGACAGCACGGGCCGCUGUAACAGUGAUCCACCCUGAGUUGGGCUGUCUAAUCAGCUGCAUUGAGCUGCAGAAGUACUCUAUAAUACUGCUGUAUGCAGAGGAAGGAUGCAGCCCAGUGGGCAGUGUAAAAGCCAGGGCAGACUCUCCAGACCUCCAGCGCUGUUUCUUCCAGCUCAGUGGUCUGGGAAUGGACCCGAUCAUCAUGUUGGGGGGGUUCUCAGCCUUUAAUGCCCUGUAUCCCUUCCUGUGCACAACACGCAUGGUCCUGAUUGAACCUGAGCGCCACACCCUCACCAUCUACCCCUCAGAGAUUCUAGAAAAUGCACUCUACCAAGGCUCUGUCUCCCAGGCCUCUGACUACCGCAUCAUCAAGAAUUUACAGAUCACGCAUGUGGUUAAUGCCACUGCCAACUGUCCUGACGCUUUCCCCAACACGCUGUGCUACCUGCGACUACGUUUGAGUGAUGACUCCCAACAGGACCUGGUGGAGGCCUUGCCACUAGCAUCCAGGUUUAUUAACACAGCACUGAGGGCAGUCCCAGCUGGCCGAGUUCUGGUCCAUUGUAGUAUGGGCAGGAGUCGUAGCUCAGCAUUAACACUGGCUUUCCUCAUGCAGCACAGGUGCUGGUCUCUACUUCAUGCUGUGCGCUGGUUGAAGGAGAAAAGGGCAUGCACGGCACCUAAUGUGAACUUCCUGCGACAGCUGUUGACCUAUGAGGAGCAGCUAUUUGGACGAAGACUAACCUCCCUGGAUGACAUCCGUCGAUGACUGGAUUAUAGGACACGUAGUGGAAUAAAGGUCACAAUGAGUGGAAGUGUACAUUAUUUUUUACAGGUCACACUGAGAGAAAUGUAAAAUAUAUUGACGCUGAUCUAAAAAGUAUAUUUUAUUCUAAAAGACACACAUUGACCAGAAUAUAGUCUAUAACCCCUUAUAAAACCGGUGCCAUGAAGCCCCUGUUGUUUUCCUUUUUUACGCCUCAAUUAUUACAGUAAUUUUAAAAAUGUUGUUAUUUCAUGAACUCCUGAUAACUGAUAUAACUCCUUUCGUGACAGUUUUGUGUGACAUUUAGUUUUCCUUCACUUUUCUACCAGGGGAUGACCCUAAUACUCAAAGUCAUGUGCCUUACAAAUACCAGCUGUUAACAUUUUUAUAGAUAACGUCAAUGGUUCCUUAGUGUCAAGGUUUAAGGGUUCCAUAAUCUCAGUUAAUAGUUUAACCAACAUUCAUCAAAUCACUGGCAUAAACAGAUAACAGCAACAACCUUGGCCCCAUUAUUAAAUUGAUAAUGUACGCCAAUGCACAAUAUAAUGUCAUUAAGAAAUUGCUACAUUCACGUUUGUAUAAGUCUAUUUUAAAAUAAAUUGUCUGAUUUCCUGUCCUUCAAAAUCGUCUUUU